Penicillium egyptiacum is the source of this 1104-nucleotide messenger RNA. Lineage: Eukaryota; Fungi; Ascomycota; Eurotiomycetes; Eurotiales; Aspergillaceae. The record is from the annotation of a GenBank genome assembly.
AUGGUCGGAAAUCAUUCAGCGGUCAUCCUCGCAGUGUCUUGGACGGAAACAUGCAUUGGUUUAUUCUUUUUCGGCCUUCGAUUCCUGAGUAACUGGAAAUUCGUGGGGCGGUUUAGAUGGGACUUUGCCGUCGCUGGUUUGACGGUGGCGACCGAGACUACUGCUCAGGUGUUCCUGCAGUUUUCGGUCAAUGCUGGGAUGGGCCGUCACUUGGAUAAUCUGUCGGACACGCAAAUAGUCACAGCGCUACACUGGUCAUGGGUGUUCCAGUUACUCGCAAUAGCUGCUAGUAUGCUAGGAAAGCUUGCGAUUCUCGCCUUCCUUGUCCAGAUUCGUGGUCGUCACGAGAAAAAGCCGUGGUUCUUGAUUAUCCUGGGUGUUCUCAUCGGGGCAGUUAACAUCGCUGUUCUUGGGACUAUUCUGGGUCAAUGUAGGCCAAUGCACAAAUUGUGGGAUGAUAGUGUUGAAGGAACAUGCGACCCAGGGCGCAAAAUGAACCAGAACUAUUCGUUCUUCCAGGCUAGCUUCAACGCAUUUAGCGACGUCCUGUUGGCAUUGUAUCCAGUUCAUCUCUUUUGGAAGCUCCAGAUGAAGCUGCGGAUCAAGAUCGCCUUAUCUAUCCUCAUGGGAUUCGACGCUCAAUCAGACCUCCUCAUCUGGGCCUCGACAGAAGCUUGGAUUGUCGUCAUCGUUGGGUGCGUACCGCCCAUCCGACCUCUCAUGGAGAAGGUGUUGCAGCGACUGGGUCUCACCUCGAAGAAACCCUCGACUCCCUACCAGUACCGCAACUCGAGUGGAUAUGAAGUAUAUGGCACAAACAAGUCCAACCCAAUGAGCCACUCCAACUUUCAGUCCAAAGCAUACGGGGGGAGAAAGCCAUUUGACGAUGAUAGCCCGGACUGGAUCGAGCUCAACACAUCUCGUGGGACGAAUGGAAGUGAGGAACAUAUUGUCAAUGGCACAAAGGAUGUUAUGAUUAGGACUGAAAUUGAGACUCGUUUCGAGGAUGUGGAGGGUCAGGUCGACCCGCAAUCAGGAGAUUGUAGUAGCUCUGCGAAGGGUUCGAUUCAUGGGCGUCUUCAGGAUGUCCGAAAAGUUGUUUAA